AUGUACGGAUUGACAGAGGGACCGAGACACAAGCAGCAGAAAGAUUGUCCUCGAGUUUGGCAGAUCUAUGGUCAUUUAAAUGACUGCGGCAAUGCUGAGCCUGUUGAUCCAGCUGAAUUCGAUGAGUAUGGCUGUAUUGACAGAAACCCAUUCCUUCCUCAUCUAUUUUAUUCUACAGAAACUGACUAUCUUGAUCGAAGUGAUUUUGAAUUGACCAAUCCUAUCAAAGUUAAAUGCUGUGAUGAAAACAGUGUUAUUCAAGACUCAACCGAUUAUGGACGUCGUGGUCAAAAGGAAACGCUUUUCACCACCGAAGAUGAGUUUUGUGAACGAAGGCUAUUCAGUUCUCCCAAAUUGGAGGAAGUGGAGUACCUUGGCGUUAAACCAAGCUUCCUUGAUUCGCCAGUAUCUGAAAACAAUGAUUAUUAUAAUCUGAAACCUGUUGUUGUGGAUUUGACAGGAAUUGAGCUACCAGUAAAAUCAGCGUCCCUUCUGAACACUCUAAGCGGGAAAUCUUCUUUGGAGGAACCAAUAAUGUGUUCUAGCUCAAUAAAAACAGAGGUUGGCGAAGAUGUUUAUUCAAACAGUAAAAAUUCAAUAUUUGAACUAAAUGAACAGAAACUAUACGAUAUUUCUGAAAUUGUUCCUGUUGAAGAGUUUUUGCCAAACCAGUUCAUGGAGACUGUUAAGCAAGAGACGCAAGAUAAUCACGCUGAAAAUGAAGCGAAACAAGUAAAAUCGAAGGGGAGGAAAACAAGAAAGAAGAAAAGAAAGAAAUCAAAUCUGUUGAAAAAGAAUAAUGCUAAAAACACUUCUCGAAAAAAGGCAAUCAGUAAAAAUAUUACUGAAAAAACUAAAGAACAAAAUGAAACUAACGGUGAUUGUACGAGAGAAAACAAUGGAACGAAAGUAACUGAGAACAAACAAUAUUGGUGGAAUGCACUUCAGCGUUACAAUUUCAGGCCACGUGAUAAAUUGAAAAAUAAUUCCAUCCAAACUCAAGAGGACAUCUUGAAUGAGAUGCUUGGUUUUGAAAGCGACUCUACUAUAGAAGAUAAUGUAAUCGAGAGUUUUGGAAUGAGACCCAAAAAGCAGACUUCGCAAGGUAAAAUGAAAAUCACGUUCAAUAGGUCCUUUGUGAAAGAGGAGAUUAAAAAUGAACUGGGUGUAGAAGAGUCUGAAUUUUCAAUCAACAAACACAGAAAACCUCAAGCUAAACGAGGCAGAAAGAAAAAAGAAAAUGAUAUGCAUGAAUCUAAAGAUAGUGUAGAAUUUGCGAAUACAUCGCCUUACCAGCCUUUCCAAGAAAAACAUCCCAUGAAAGCAAAUGUAAAACAUCCCAUCAUUCAUUGCAAAAAAGAAUAUAGCAGCAAAGAGGUAAAGCCAACUUUAAAAACGGAUUUUAAAUGGUGUCCAAACGUAAAUUAUGAUUACUUGAAUCAUGAAAAUGGUUCAAACAAUAAAAUUUCUUAUUGUACCCGAAGCAAAACAGCACACGAAGGUUCUUAUAAAAGCACUUCGAACUACUUCGAAGAUUACGAAGUCAACUGGGAUCAGUUCACGUUCUCUAACAGUGCUGAUACCAACAUGGCAAACCCCAAAUUCAUGAAAGAUGAAGGUUUCGUUGAUAAGCGUGAUAAAUACUCGAAUACAUUCACUGUUAACUACGAAGAAGAUUACGAUGGCAAAACAAUGAAAAUAUUUUCGAAUAAAAAAUUCAAAUGCGAUGAGUGCAUUUAUUCCAGUGACCGACGUUCUAAAAUAGAACAGCACAAACUGAAACACGCGAUGGGAAUGGAAUAUCGAUGCCACUUCUGCCAUUUUGUGUCCUCUUACAAUCGAGAAUUUUAUCGUCACAUGGAGACGCAUUAUGAAGGUCCACCUUAUAGGUGUGAGCAUGCGCAGUGUAAUUAUGUUUCAUGCAGAAUAUCUACUCUGCUUGUGCAUUGCGUCAUGCACUCUAACGUACGUGGCUAUAAAUGUCACUUAUGCUCCUAUAGCUGCAAAAGGAAGUAUCAUUUGAAAGGUCACAUGGUGACACAUUCUUCUGAGAAGCAAUUUCUGUGCUCGUUCUGCCAGAAAAAAUACAAGCACAAAUGUAGCCUCGUUAGACACCUUCUAAGACACGAAGGUCGUGUGAAGUAUAAAUACUAA
This is a messenger RNA of Parasteatoda tepidariorum (common house spider), 2154 nucleotides long. Lineage: Eukaryota; Metazoa; Arthropoda; Arachnida; Araneae; Theridiidae. The record is from RefSeq and is a predicted model, not a curated record.